Molecule: messenger RNA, 1927 nt
Organism: Hemibagrus wyckioides
Lineage: Eukaryota; Metazoa; Chordata; Actinopteri; Siluriformes; Bagridae
Product: long-chain fatty acid transport protein 2-like
Exons: 10
Coding region: 68-1927 (619 amino acids)
Molecular function (GO): long-chain fatty acid-CoA ligase activity; long-chain fatty acid transmembrane transporter activity
Source: RefSeq, a predicted model, not a curated record
GAGAGAGACAUACAGCCACAGUGUGGAACUUUGCCCUGGAUCACAGUAAUCUUGCUGACUCUCAGACAUGGAGACUCUGUACGCUGCACUUGCAGUCCUGAGCUUGAGUUUUUUCUUGUUUUUUGUAAAGUUUCCUUAUUUCCUGCACGACUGUGUGUUCAUCGUUACGUCCCUCAGGAUCAGGUCAAAGCGCCUGAAGUUCCGGAAGAGACUUCCCUACUACACAGUGCUGGACUGCUUUCUGGAUGCGGUGAGGAGACACCCACACAAGCCCUUCAUUGUGUUUGAGGAUGAGGUCUACACGUACCAGCAGGUGGACCGCUGGAGCAACAGGGCAGCACACGCGCUGCGGAAACACACUGACCUGCAAGAGGGAGAUACGGCCGCGCUGCUCAUGGCCAACGAACCACACUUCAUCUUCCUCUGGAUCGGGCUGAUGAAGAUCGGAUGCUCUACAUCACUUCUCAACACCAACAUUCGGGGCAAAUCCUUAAUGCACUGCUUCUUGUGCUGUGAGGCAAAAGUGCUGAUCGCAGGGGCAGAGUACAGCAGUGCAGUGUGUGAGGUGCUGCCAGACUUGCGUGAUUGUGGUGUAAGUGUGUUCCUGUUGUGUGAUAAUUGUGACAUUGAUGGAGUUCAGUCUCUGAAAGACAAGAUGGACAUCAGUGAGGACGGACCUGUGAGUCACACACUGAGAGCUAACGUCACCAUGAGAAGUCCGGCCGUGUACAUCUACACAUCAGGAACUACAGGUCUCCCUAAAGCAGGUGUUAUGCUUCAUGAAAGAAUAUGGGGUGGCACUUUCUUCCAGUCUAUGUUUGGCGUCAAGCACAAUGAUGUCAUCUACAUACCCCUCCCCCUUUACCAUGCUGCAGGACUGGUCAUUGGCCUUGCUGGGGCAAUAGAGAGGGGAAUCACGGUGGUGUUGAGGAGGAAGUUCUCAGUGUCUCAGUUCUGGAACGACUGCAGGAAAUACAAUGUGACAGUGAUCCAGUACAUUGGAGAGAUCAUGCGCUACCUCUGUAACACACCCAAGAGAGAGACAGACCAGCAGCACUCGGUGCGAAUUGCCAUCGGAAACGGACUUCGCGCCGACAUCUGGCAGGAAUUUCAGCGCAGGUUCGGUGUGAAAAAAAUCGGAGAGUUCUACGCUGCCUCCGAUGGGAACAUGGGCUUCUUGAACUACCCGGGGAAAGUGGGCGCUGUUGGCAAAACAAACUUCAUCCAAAAGAAAAUGACUCCUCAUGCCCUGAUUCAGUACGACCCUGAGCUAGAGGCACCGGUGCGGGACAGCAGGGGGCGCUGUGUCCCUGUCCCUACAGGUGAAACAGGUCUUCUGGUGUGUAAGAUCACUGAGAUCACUCCGUUUUCGGGAUACGCAGGAAAUCCAGAAGACACAGAGAAGAGGAAGCUGCAUGAUGUGUUUGAGGAUGGAGAUGUUUAUCUGAACUCCGGAGACUUGUUGAGGACAGACCACCAGGGCUUCAUGUACUUCCAAGACCGUGUUGGAGACACUUUCAGGUGGAAAGGAGAGAACGUGGCCACCACUGAAGUAUCUGACAUUAUUUCAGCACUGGAUUUUGUUGAGGAUGUGAGUGUGUACGGAGUCAAGGUUCCAGGUCAUGAGGGGCGUGUCGGCAUGGCGGCACUGACACUAAAGGAAACGCACAAGUUCAACUCUGAAAAAGCUUUCAGUCAUUUCACCAACUUCCUGCCAUCCUACGCCAGACCACGCUUCAUCCGUAUCCUGAGGAGCAUGGAGCUGACCGGGACGUUUAAACUGGUGAAAACCUCUCUGUUGAAGGACGGAUUUGAUCCUGAUAGAGUGACUCCGCCCAUCUACUUCCUGCAGGAGACCAGCAAGAGCUACAUCCCCCUCACACACCCACUCUACAAUGCUAUCAUAUCAGGAGAGAUCCACUUCUGA